GACAACUUGCGUUAGCAAAAUUGAAAUUUAUAAUGAUUUAAAUUUAUUAAUAAUAAAAGAAAUGACAAUUGUUAUGGUUAAGAAGAAGAUUGAGAAAAAAAAAGUCAAAAACUUUUUAUUAAAAAAAAAAAUUUUGUUUUGAAUGUUUGAAAAUAACGUAGUCAGUCUUAUUUGUUUGUUGACUUAACAAAACGUAGUUGACAUUGCGUGUUAAUAGACAUUGUAUGGCGCCCGUUCGAUCAAGUGCGACAUUAAAAGAAAACAAUAACAAAUUUUCUAACACUUUUUUUUGGUUAUUUGUUUGUAAACCACCCUCCCCGUAAUUAAACGCGAGUGUGUGUGUGUGCGUUGUAUGUUUUCAAAUUAAAUUAAAUACAAAUUAAAACUAAUUUUUUUUGAAAAAUUGGUAUAAAAAAUUUGGCGCCUUGUAUAGAAAUUAAAAAAAAUUUUUUUGCGGUUUUUUAUUUAAUGCUGAGGCAGUCCAUUCCCUAGUGUUUGUGCUAAUGACAAUUUUAUAGUUUUUUUUUUGUUGUUGUAAAAAUUCACCCUGGCGGCUUAUAGUUUUUUUAAUGUUUGAGAACGUGUUUACUUAAGUGUCACCUGUAUUUGAUAGAUACUUUUAAAUAACCAGAAGAACUGCAAGUAAAUGUUAAGAAAACGAAUUCAUAACAACAGCAGCUGUCACAAUUCUGACAAUUAGCCAUAAGCCAUGAUCAUAUUUAACUAAAAAUAGCAAGAAAAAAAUUAAAAAAAAAUAUAAAAGAAAACCUAACAAAAUAUCAUAUUUAACUACCUGUCGUUCUAAACAAAUUGGAAUUCUUAUGGUUUGCAAAAACACAACAACAACAACUAAAUUUGCCGCGUUCUAAUCAUCAUCCUAACUAAUUGGUUACACCUACUAUUAACUCUGCUGCUGCAACUAACUACUAGUAUAAUAGCUGUUACCUAUACUAAGUUUAUGGACUUGUUAAGUAAGUUUUAUGAUUGUUUUGGUUUGCUUUUAAGGCUUAAAACAACAACAAUCUUAUCAUAAACAUUAGACCUUAAGGGUUUCACAGCCACCUUUAAUAACCGCUACAGUCCUUACUAAUGAAGUCGCGUCAAUUGUUAUGCCAACAAUCAAACAUUUUAUCAACCUUAACGUCAUAUGUUAAAAAAAAACAUACACUGUAACAAAUCCUUUAAUUACAUUAAAUCGUUAAAAUCCAUUACAAACCAAAAAGAAAAUAUAUAUAAAAAUACUACAUUUAACAAAUUUUUCUUUAAUAAAUCAUUAAAUGUGUUUUAAAAUAAAUAAUGCAACUAUUAACAAUUUGCAAUUCUUCAACACCUUUGAAAUAAAAAAAAUUUUCAUUUAAAUUGUUUUAAACAAAACUCGUUAUUAAUUGCUAUACAAAAGAAAAAACACAAAAAUAAUUGAAAUAAUUAAAAAGUAAAAAGAGUUAAAGUGUUUUAGUGAGUGUGUGUUUAAAAAAAAAAUCGUCAUGGAUUUUCAAAGUGCUAUGGAGACAUUUGCCGAAGCUUGGGUAGCCGCCAAUGCCGGACAACAGAGUCAAGCUUUAGCUUUAACACGUGUAGCCAAUGCAGCAGCUGCGGCUGCCGCAGCAAAUGCCAAAUCACCGACAGCCGAUAAUAAUAUGCACCCAGAUGUGGUGGUUAAAAGAGAACAUUCUCUAACACCACCACCGCCAUCAGCACUACCCUCACUACCACCGCCUUCCACGCCUAGCAAUAAUGCCACCUCAUCCACCUUACGCCAUUCACCCACUAGUAGCAAUACAAAUGCACAAAAUUCAACAAAUACCAAUACAAAUACAAUGGAUGAAAGCCACCAAAGUAAUACGUCAUUGCAGCACAGUCGUAGACCCUCAUUACAGGGUGUACAAGAUAAAUUGGCACAAUUGCAACAAUUACAGCAACAGCAUCAACAACAUCAUCAUCAACAGCAGCAGCAGCAUCAGCAAACAAAUGAUGAACAACUACAACGUAGUCCACGAUUUUCAUCAAGUAAUUUAUCAGCAAAUCUGAAUACCACACCAUCGCCCCGACAUGAUUUGGUACAUACGCCCAACCACAAUUUAACAGCCAAUGCCAAUCCAACAACGUCUAGUCAGAAUAGCUCAACACCAAAGUUAACAACUGAUAGAGAUGACCACCAUCAUUCACUUCCUCAUCAGUUGCAACAACAGCAACAACAACAUCAACAGCAGCAGCAAAGGUCUACCGAAACUCAUGCACCACGAGUAAUGGGUAGUAUAACUUGUUUACCACCAUCGGCUUUAAAUGCUGUAGCAGCAGCUGCUGCAGCUCAACAGCAACAACAACAACAGCAGCAGCAGCAACAACAACUUCAGCCCACAGAUAAAUUACUUGCCUCACCAGCUGCUUCGGCUAUGGAGCAACGUAAAGAUUUUGAUGUUACAAAAGUUAAUUCAAAAUCAUUACCAUUACAUUGUGUAGUGGAGUCGGUACACUCCCUGCAAGCCUCUCUAACCAUAGAUCAACGUAGUCCCUGGAAACGAAGACCAAAUGUUGAAACGGAUAGUUAUGUUAUAAUAGCAGCAGCUACACCCUGGUCCGAAAUAGUACAAACAGCUUUACAAAGAUUGGGUUAUUCUCAAGAGACAUCGUCGACAGCAAGAGGUUCUUUAAUCAUCAAAAAUUGGAAACCCAUACCUUUAGAAAAUAUAUCCGAUAAUCCUGUUGUUCCUGUAUGUGAUAUAAUUGGAGAACUAACAUCUGUUGUUACAUUACGUAUCGUUAUACUACGAUGUAAACCCUCACCGUUUGGUGAAAUAAAAGAUAAACUUUUAAAAUUACUCGUACUGCAAUCACAUGCGGUACUAAGAUCCACCGGUUGCCCUUUAGAUGAGGUAACUCUUUCACAAAUCUGUCGUAGUUCAUAUCAAAAUCCCUUUGCUUUUCCUGGCGGUGAUAUACCCGAGGAAUUACGUCGCAAAUUCGAUCAAUGGUGGUCCAAUCAACUAACGCCCCAAUCCAAUAUGGGACCCAAACUAUUGCCCUUUAUGAAUGCUCCUCCCACGGGUGUAAGCAAUGACAUGGAACAUAAUAUGGGUACAGCAGCUUUGGCAGCAGCUGCAGCUGCUGCUGCCGCAGCACAAGCUGGUCUACAUGCUGCCACCUCGGUAAGCUCAAAUGUUGCCAGUAGUAUUAGUGCCAGUCGUGAAUCGUUGCUGUUAAAUGACUCCAGCAGUCAUCAUGCUGGAGCAGUUUUGCCAGGAGCAGCCAGUACACAUCAUCCCAAUAUGAUGGUACAUCCAGCCAUGCAUGCUAGCAUGCAUCAUCAUGCUAAUUUGGCAGCACAUUCACAGUUUUCCAAUCAAAAGACACGCAUGCGCACAAGUUUUGAUCCAGAAAUGGAAUUGCCACGUUUACAGAAAUGGUUUCAGGAAAAUCCUCAUCCCUCUAGACAACAAAUACAGGCCUAUGUGGUACAGUUAAAUGCUCUGGAAUCGAGACGUGGUAGAAAACCCUUAGAUGUUAAUAAUGUGGUAUAUUGGUUUAAAAAUGCACGGGCAGCGCAAAAAAGAGCCGAGAUGAGAGGAGGUUUUGGUGCCAUGCAUGUGGCCAUGAAUGGUUAUUUGGGUCAGCACAGUCAAUUGGGACAGACUUCGGGUGGCAGCAGUACCGGCAGCAUGAGUAGCCAACAGCAAAUGAUGGGUUCUAGUAUGGGUAAUCUUUCCCUAUCCAAUGAUUUCAUGAAAAGUCCCUUAAGCCUAAAAUCCGAAGAUAUUGAUAAUAUGUCACAACAUUCAGAUGAUAUGGAUGAAGACACCUCUAGACCCAAUUCGCCACAAUUACCUUUAUCUUUAACCAUACACGAAAGACAUCAAACUACACCCGAUAUGGAGGCAAAAGACAACAAUAAUGAAUUACUAAAUAAAAGCUCUCUAAUAGAUGACAAUAGUUCAGAUGAAAAAUCGGGUAUUUUAAAUGAGUCCCAAAAUGAACGUAAUCUAUCGCGUAGUUUUGAGGAUAGAGAUAAAUUUACCAACGAUAAAAAUAAAAGCAAUGAUGACUUGGAUAACACCGAAAAUGCCACAAACGAGGAGACCGCCCAGCAAUCGCAGCAAGAAAAUGAAACCAAUAAUAAUUCUUCCAAUUCCCUAAAUAACAAUCAGUCGGCCAAUGAUUUAACACAAACCCAAUCGCGUCCUUCGUCACCCAAAAAUCCCUCUUCCAAAGAAGACGAUGAAGAUCUCGAUAUGGAUGACGAUGAUGAUGAGAAUGAUACCAGUCAUUUGGAGGAUUUUCGUUCACCCUCACCGGACAUGAAUAAUGCCAUGGUCGCGGCCCAGCGCAAAGAUUUACCCUUUCCCAUGGUGCCAAAUAGUAUGUUCCAGCAAUCUUUCAUGUAUAUGAGUCAUUAUAUGCCAGGUUUUGGUCAGGCCGCCGCCGCUGCAGCUCAUCCUCAUGCUGCUGCGGCUGCUCAUCAUGCUGCUGCAGCUGCUGCUGCCGCUGGUAUGCAACCGAAUCCCUUGAUGGGUGGUGGCGGUUUAAAUUUAUCCAGUAUUUCCAAUGAGGAGAGACGUAAAAGAAAUCGUACAUUCAUCGAUCCCGUUACAGAGGUGCAGUUAGAGCAAUGGUUUGCCAUGAAUACACAUCCAUCGCAUAGUUUGAUUCUGAAGUAUACCGAAGAUUUGAAUACGAUGCCCUAUAGACAAAAGUUUCCCCGUUUGGAAAGUAAAAACGUACAAUUCUGGUUUAAGAAUCGUCGGGCCAAAUGUAAACGCCUUAAAAUGUCACUCUACGAUACCAAUCAAUGUUCCCAACUAACAGGACUCAAUUCUUUUGUACAUAAAUACGAUGAACGUGAUUAAAUUCUCAGACACAGACACACACACACUUCAAAAGGCAAUAAUGUUUAUAAAAUUCAUAUAUUUAGUUCAUUUUAACAAAAUCAUAUCAACAAAAAAAAUUAUAAUUUUUACUAUAUAAAAUAAAAUUUUUAUUCUUUUUGUCUUUUUUUUAUAUUAACACAAAAAAGAAAAAGCAACUACAACAAAAAAACUCCAGCCAAUUUUGUAGUAUUUAGUAUUAAAUUAAUUGUAAUACUGUAAUUACAACUUGUUAAAUACCACAUAAAACAAGUUUUAAUUUUUAAACAAAAAAAAAAAAAAAACAUACAUAUGACAAAUAAUUAUUACAAAAAAAAAAAAUUGUUUAUAAAAACUAAC
This is a messenger RNA of Lucilia sericata (common green bottle fly), 5198 nucleotides long. RefSeq lists its product as uncharacterized. The record is from RefSeq and is a predicted model, not a curated record. Gene Ontology annotation, biological process: chromatin remodeling; regulation of transcription by RNA polymerase II. NCBI's taxonomy places the organism in Eukaryota, Metazoa, Arthropoda, Insecta, Diptera, Calliphoridae. Gene Ontology annotation, molecular function: RNA polymerase II cis-regulatory region sequence-specific DNA binding; DNA-binding transcription factor activity, RNA polymerase II-specific.